CAGAAGUCUACAGUCAAACAAAUACAAACCUCGACCAGUGUGUUUUUAAUUGACCGCGGCAGAUUUUGAGAGCAUGCUUGGGUUGUUUUACGAAUACACAGAAUUCUUAUCAUGACCACCGUGGAAAGUCACUCUGACGUCACUCAACCGGUUCCCAGCGAGAAGAGUUCUCUGGGAAUCGUCGAAUUCGGCUUUCACGCAAAAACGUCUUUUGACGCCGACGAUGCCUUACUGCUGACGAGAAGUGAGAAGUUCAGACUGAAACCCCCGCCCCGGGACGACGACAUCUGGAAGCGACCCCCUCCAGACUUCAGAUAUGUGGUGUAUGCGCCCAACCCUCCCACGAGAAACACCCGUGAUUCACAGCAGCCCUGGCUCUACGGCACCUACCCGGGCCAGAGGACGACGUUCAAGAGAGAACCCAAGUCCCUGCUGCCGAUCAUAUUUCGAAGUGCCGAACCAACGACGAAAGAGUUUGUGACGCGAUUCCAUAUUGCCAGACCAUUUACGGCCAAGAAGGAAUUCGUCAGAGACGGAAUGAACGUUCCUGGGGAGUACAUACAACCAAAACAUCAUGACUUUAGAGGGUACCCGCCCAUCCAGUCUUUGGGACUUCCAGAAUUCUUAACGGACUAUGAAAAGGAUCCCUAUAAUAUUAAAUUCCACACGAAGAAUCUUCGGACAAUAUGUGGUGCUGGAUUCGGCUGUACAGAGAGAGAUCUAGUGGAGGGCCGCCAGAUGGGGCGACCGAAGACACCACAGCCGCCCUACGAUGCUGGUUUGAUUUUGUAUCGAGAGCAGUGGCCACAGCCCCAGGCCGCGUUCACGAGAUAUCGUCGGAGAAACCGCCAGCCUUACAGCGCCUUCAUGGAGAGAGUAGAGACAACUCUGAACGCCCAGUGGGCGAAGGAACAGCUCGAGAAGGCUCUCCAAGAAAGAGAACUGAAACAGACAAACGAGUCUUGACCUUAACGGCGUUGCUAAAAAAAAAAAACGAAUCUCAUAUUGUCAAACUUUCGGACACGAUCUGGUCCGAAAGUCACCUAUUUUUCACACAACGUUAGCAAUUGGACUGGUUAUUGAAGUUGGCAUUCGGUUUAAUGUGUAGCGCGACAAAAACCUCAAGUCUAGUAAGUGUUAGCGACAAACGUCUGGCGGAAAACUUGUCCUUGUUACAUAGGUCUGGUCAGGUCUUCGUAUGCGUAGUAAAUAUUACUAGUGGCCAUUUGAUCUCAGUGUCAGUGGCCGGACCUAGACGGUGUAAAUAAGUGAUACAUCGAAGAGUGAAUGAACAUCAUGUACAUAUAUAUAUAUAUAUAUAUAUAUAUAGAGAGAGAGAGAGAGAGAGAGAGAGAGAGAGAGAGAGAGAGAGAGAGAGAGAGAGAGAGAGAGAGAGAGAGAGAGAGAUCCACGUGUUAUGUAUUGACGUAAUCGUAUAUGACUUCACUAGGAAGUCAAAUUAAUUUGUUGUAAGGGGUUUAACAGUUCCUUCUUUCCCUGUCAUUAUAUAUCACCACCACCAGCUAUUCAUCAUUAGGAAACAAGAAAACGAUAAUUCAGGCUCGUAGCCAAUGAGGGGUCGGAGGUCGGUCGACCCGCCCUACCAGUGGCUUUUUUUCAAUAUGCCCAUGAACCCCCCCUGAGCAACUCGGGCACUUAAACGACCUCCCCCCUCAAAAUCCUGGCUACGGGUCUGGAUAUACAGCUAAAACCAUCUUGUAUCCGUUUUCAUUCACGUGAAAUUUAUGUUGAUGCAUGUCAUUUGUGUCUAUUUUGACGUCUGCUUCUUUCAAGCAAGGAAAAAUUAAUUUAAAUCGUACGCUGAUAUACUGGACCAAUUAUAACUGACCCCUCUCCGUGAAACACGUGACCGUUAAGGGUCUACAUCAUACGUGUGUAUUUUUCAUGUUCUGUGCCAAAAACAAUGUCUUCUGUUACGUCCCGGAGCUAAUUUCACAAAAUAUACGCAAUGUUAUGCUUAUGGUUUGUAGUCAUACGUUUGGUGUCUGUUACAUAAUGAAAAUUACUAAAGUAUAGUAGUUGAGUCACGGUGAGGACAACAGAAAGUAAUCGAUGUAUAUCUUAAACUGUAUCAUUUGUACUGUAUGCAGUUAUAACUAUAUCUUAGCAGUCGUAAAUUUACGUUUAUUUGCAAAACUAGGCUUCUAAAUACACAAUUAAAAACAAUUGAUCAGUUCAAAAUAUACAUAAAUGUUUUGUUUUGUUGUUGGCGUGAUCCAUAGUUCGUAAUUGUCUCGGUGAAAUAGUUGUUAAAUACUUAUUAUAAUCAUAACUUUACUUCACGGUGACCAGUCGUACGUUGAUAAGUAUUUUUCGAUAUUUUGUGAAAUUGGCUCCAUAUAGUUGUAUCAUAUAUUUAUUUGCCUAUAUAUAUGAAAAUUACUAAGUGCUGACGAUGUCCAGCAAUAAAAAUCGGUUUAAUAAAAUAUAUUUAGUUAAUAAAUUACAUAUUACCGUCAUUUUAAGAAGAUUCAACGAAGAAAUUUCGACCAGGACUAAAACAUAAUUUACUAUAUGUGACCGGGAAGUACCUACAUUUCACAGGCUAUGUUUGUGCAUGUACAAUUUGGGGGUCAAUUACGUAUAGCAGAAUAUCGGAUUUUUCGACUCCUCUUUCCCUUAUUAUGUGUAAUGUAACGCUAAGACCAAUAUCUUCUAAAAUAUUUACAAAACGUCCCCCCCCCCCCCCCCCCCCCCCCCGCCGUCCAUUUCACCAGUCAGUUAGACGUGAUUUAACCAAUAUUAUUGAGUUUUUAGUUUACAUUUUGGUUUCUUUAGAAAAUUAUUGGUUAUAUUUUGCUACAUAUAUGUUCAGGGACGGCGGAACGGGGUGAGGGUGAGAUGGGGUGUGGGUGGAGGUUCUUUCCCACCCACCCAAUAAUUCUGAAUCAAAAAUAUUAUUAGUAGUAAAUCGUAAGGCAGAGAUGAAUUUUAUUUGUAAAAUGCAGGAAAUUGCAUUUCGAGGACAUCUAGUUUUUAGGAUUUUACGGAGGAGCAUAACCCCGAACCCCCUAGAAACUUUGUUUUACGCCCUCGAUCUGUCAGCCCCCCCCCCCCCCCCCCCAAUGUCUACUUGCUUCCGCCGUGCCUGAGGUUAUUAAUAACAAAAAUACAUUUUGAAAAC
Gigantopelta aegis is the source of this 3145-nucleotide messenger RNA. RefSeq lists its product as uncharacterized. The transcript is spliced from 5 exons. Lineage: Eukaryota; Metazoa; Mollusca; Gastropoda; Neomphalida; Peltospiridae. Bases 112 to 966 code for a protein of 284 amino acids. The record is from RefSeq and is a predicted model, not a curated record.